AUGGCCGUUGACAUUGCUCUAAUACAGAAGCAAAUCGAAGAUCCGCAGGUGUUUUCGUAUGUGGAGUUGCUUUACCAAGCUGCGGAGCAAUUGAGAGAAGAAGAAGGAGAAGAGAAGGGAAAAGAGGCCAAAAUAAUCAAUACUCUAGAAUUGUACUCAUUUGGAACGUAUAGAGAAUAUAAGAAGAAAAAACAAGAAUAUACGAUAGAAGGAAGUAGGUCUUUUUUCAAGUUGGUUGAGUUAUCUGUGAUUUCUGUGGUGAAUGAUAACAUUGGAAGAAGUAUAACGUUAAAAGAACUAUUAGAAGAAUACGAAUUCGAAGACGCCAUUAAGGAAAUGAUUAGCGAAUAUCAAAUCGAACAACUUGAAUUACCGUUUGUCGAUACGACGACAACCGACCCCAUACUAAUUUUAGAGCUGAUUUUAAUAGCGAUAAAGUAUAAAGGUACCAUUGACGUGAGAAUUGAUGAAAAAACCAGUUCCAUAGAAGUAAUUGCAACUAAUACCUUGAGAGAUGUAUACGACGACCAAAGCUAUCAAUUGAAAAGUUUAUCACUGGAUGAUAUAACUAACAGGUCAUUAAGCCGAGCUAAAACAAAUCUUUGUAAAUGGCUAGAUAAAUCUUUUACAUAA
Hyphopichia burtonii NRRL Y-1933 is the source of this 633-nucleotide messenger RNA. RefSeq lists its product as uncharacterized. The coding region runs from base 1 to 633 and encodes 210 amino acids. The transcript has a single exon. The record is from RefSeq and is a predicted model, not a curated record. Lineage: Eukaryota; Fungi; Ascomycota; Pichiomycetes; Serinales; Debaryomycetaceae.